AUGGCAGCAACCCAUUUCCUGCUCCAGUGGAAGGUCGAGUGCCAUUUCUUCAACGGGACGCAGCGGGUGCGGUUCCUGGACUGGUACAUCUACGACCGGCAGGAGAUCUUCCGCUUCGACAGCGACCUCGGGAAAUUCGUGGCCGUCACUCCGUUGGGGCAGCUGAUUGUGGACAAGUGGAACAGCGAUAAGGCCUUCAUGCAGUACGAGAAGACCGGAGUGGAUGUCUUCUGCCGACACAACUACGAAGCUGCCCAGAGAGAUUCUGUGGUUGGCCGGAGAG
Molecule: messenger RNA, 283 nt
Organism: Protobothrops mucrosquamatus (brown spotted pit viper)
Lineage: Eukaryota; Metazoa; Chordata; Lepidosauria; Squamata; Viperidae
Product: HLA class II histocompatibility antigen, DRB1-16 beta chain-like
Exons: 2
Biological process (GO): antigen processing and presentation of exogenous peptide antigen via MHC class II; immune response; immunoglobulin production involved in immunoglobulin-mediated immune response
Cellular component (GO): late endosome membrane; MHC class II protein complex; lysosomal membrane
Molecular function (GO): MHC class II protein complex binding
Source: RefSeq, a predicted model, not a curated record